Messenger RNA from Xyrauchen texanus (razorback sucker), 1100 nucleotides. RefSeq names its product mitochondrial pyruvate carrier 2b (gene mpc2b). Gene Ontology annotation, molecular function: pyruvate transmembrane transporter activity. Gene Ontology annotation, cellular component: mitochondrial inner membrane. Bases 132 to 515 code for a protein of 127 amino acids. The record is from RefSeq and is a predicted model, not a curated record. Gene Ontology annotation, biological process: pyruvate import into mitochondria. The transcript has 5 exons. NCBI's taxonomy places the organism in Eukaryota, Metazoa, Chordata, Actinopteri, Cypriniformes, Catostomidae.
UGCGACGAAGGCUCUGGCUGACACUUCCCACAAAAACAUACCAGUGAACUGCAUUAGCAAGGUCGAAAGUAGGACAAUAACGCAGAAUUUGCACUUAAUGCGCGUACAAAGGUCUUGUUUUCUCGGUCAUCAUGGCUACGGUGGGACUGAGAGCCUCUUACCACAGACUGCUGGGCAGGAUCGAGCAUAUAUUGCCGGCUAAAUUGAGACCUAUUUAUAACCACCCUGCAGGUCCAAAGACCGUGUUCUUCUGGGCACCAAUGUUUAAAUGGAGUCUAGUGGUAGCUGGUUUAGCAGACAUGACACGUCCAGCAGAUAAACUCAGUACCUCGCAGUCUGCUGUAUUAACAGCCACAGGUCUUAUUUGGUCCAGGUAUUCCCUGGUUAUUAUACCCAAGAACUGGAACCUCUUUGCUGUAAACUUCUUUGUUGGAGGUGCAGGAAUUACGCAGCUCUACAGAAUAUGGAAAUAUAACCAAGAACAGAAGGCAAAGGAGAAAGCUGUUGAAGCUUGAUACCGGUGCUGUCUAAAGUCAUCCAGAGGACCGAAAGGGACUCCCUUCGACUGGUACUCCCAAAACUCCCGCUCCCCUUAUUUAGUCAUUCAGUUGAGCCUCCUCACACUUUCUUCAUGAACAGAAUUCAAAUGAUUGUUUCAAAGUUCAGGCCUUUUCCCAUGCCACAACAACAAUUAAAAUUCAGAAUGCACAACAUGUUACAUAAACUGUAUUAAUAUGAUUGUACAUUCUUUAAAAUGCUAAUGUUUGGUUUGCACCUUGAUAAAGGUACUUGAGUUACCAUAAUACUGCUUGCCAUUUAUUCCUUAGUGAAUUUCUUGACUAAGCCUCUGUUAUACUGUCUCCAAAUACAUUUUAGAAAGGUCUCUUUAAUUACAUGUAUUUCUUAGGAAAUAUUUAUUAAAUUACCAUUAUGUAUUUUUAUUGUAGUUUGUUUGUUAUUCAAUUCUACAAAGUCAAUUAAUCAGUAACAUGAUAUUAAAAUAUAAUUUUUUUUUAUGUCAGAUCCCCAUACAUCAUGAAAUACUUGCUGAACUGUACUGAAAUAUUUGAAAUUAAUUUGCACCAAAAUAAACUAACAUU